Messenger RNA from Loxodonta africana (African savanna elephant), 750 nucleotides. It is a transcript of the gene LKAAEAR1, whose product is annotated as LKAAEAR motif containing 1. The transcript has 3 exons. Lineage: Eukaryota; Metazoa; Chordata; Mammalia; Proboscidea; Elephantidae. The coding region runs from base 1 to 588 and encodes 195 amino acids. The record is from RefSeq and is a predicted model, not a curated record.
AUGCAGCCUUCGCGGGCAAAGGAGGCCGGGAGCAGGGGAUCGCGGGAGCCGGCCAGUAAGAGCGCGCCAGCCGCCGGGCCCCGCGAGUGGCGCGCGAAGAGGUUGCCUCCGGCGGAACCACCGAAGCCCGGCUGGGCGCUGACGCUGGAGGGGCUGGCAGCCAUGCGCCCCGCGCAGCGCCACCGCCACCUGCUCUUCGGCGACCUGCUCGAGGACGUGGGCGCGUCCGCCUCCAUCUUCCCGCGCGAGUCGCUGGAGCUGGUGGACCGCAUGCCCGACCCGUGCGCGUGGACGCAGCCGCUCGAUCUGCCAGCGCAGCGGCAGAAUCGGCUCCUGGGCGUUCUCAAGGCUGCAGAAGCCCGCGGGCGGAUCCGCGCCCUGCGUCUGCGCUAUAUCCGCAUGAGGGCCGAGGAGAUCUCGUUCCUCAUUCAGCAGCAGAAGUCCGCGCGCGCUGCCAUCCGGCUGGAGAUGUUCCUGCCGCCUCAGCUGAAGCCCAAGAGGAUCCCGGAUCCCCUGGACCGGCAAGAGCGGAGGCGAGUGGAGACUAUCCUGGAGGAGAAGGUGGAUGGGAGCAUCUUCCCGCGCUGACCGCGCCGCGGAGACACGGGACCGCCCACCCCCCAUAUAAAGUUCUGUUUGUCUAGUCGCCCCUGGUCUUUCUGCUGUCCACCCCCCUCUCCACUGGAUCCCCGCAGACAAGGAGAGAGGAUGGAUGCUGCCUGUCCCAGACCCACUGCCACAGACACUGGG